Messenger RNA from Mycena citricolor, 726 nucleotides. The record is from the annotation of a GenBank genome assembly. Lineage: Eukaryota; Fungi; Basidiomycota; Agaricomycetes; Agaricales; Mycenaceae.
GUCGCUUCCACUCAGAACUUCCACUCUCUUAGCCUAUCGACGUGUUGUAUCCUGCUACCCGAGGGCUUAACCCAUGGCUGGACUCAACAAGAACAAUUCCGCUGUGAAGCGUAUCAUGCAGGAAAGGAUGACAUAUUUGUUCGUAAUUCACGAUUAUACGUUCAGUCACCGAUUCAGUCUGUUGAAGGAAUGGCACUGCACCCUCCGUGGUCCUUCAGGAACGGAAUUUGAAGGAGAUCUGCAUAAGCUUCACAAGCUAACUUUGGCAACCCGCCUGGGGUGUGAGAACAGCUAUUAUUGGAUUGCAGGGUUUUUCCCUUUGAAAGGCAAAGCUGCGGUUGGCGUGGGAUCUAUUGAGCAUCCCGUCGCAGAGAGGAGGCGUCUGGCCGGCCUAUCCCGCUCGUGGGUGUGUCCACAUUGUGCCGUUCCAAAUUCGAGCCUGCUGUCGGAUCCCGCAGAGGAAUCAUCCAAAGCGGCAUCGGAACGGGCAGAUGCGGUAGAUGCUGGUGCUCCUCCUAAUCCUGUGGAAGCCCCUAUUGUUGCUGCAAUUGUCGAUUCUGCGAGUCAGCCAGUGCCAAGAGCUCAACGACCUCCACUUCUUUUGGACACGGCUAUAUGUGUCAUCCUGGUCCUUGUAUGUGGGAUCGUCUUCCGUAGAGUAUUUUAGCCGCCUCCGCUGUACUACAUAUAAUUUAUCGUGAUCGGGAAAUUCAGAUCAAAUGUCUC